GCCAGUAAAAAAGAUGGCUGAGGGAUCCCCUACCUUUAUGACGUCUGUUAGACAUGCAUUGUUAUCUGGGAAUUGUGUCGAAUAAUCAAUUGUCUAUUAAUGUACUAGCGAAGAAACGAUUAUUACUCGUGAUAGUUGUAUAUAUUUUUGCAUAUUCGGGUGGGAAAAAUUUUUUAUCGGGCGCACGACUGCAUAAGUUUAUCGGUGUGUAAUUAAAAGCGGAGAGACCUCCGCUUGUUGCACAGCGCCUGUUUGGACACGGCGAGGCUCGCAAAACGAGGGACUCGCGGGCAUCGCUCGCGACAAUCUGCUUUUCAAACGAAACUUCGGCCACCUUCGGUACUCGCCGACUUCGUGCAGCUCCGCUCGCGUACUCGCUCCGGUACUCGUCUGGUGUCAGCGACAAUCCGGCCGAGCCGGAGUCCAGUCGUCGUCGCGCGCUCGUCCCGUUCACGUCGGAUUCGUGUCGAUUUCGUACUCCGGUGUUGUGCAAAUUUUACAGAUCAGUUGAAAUUUCACCCCCGCGCGACACUAAUACGGCAUACGUUAUCGUUGUGAGUUUCCGCAAAUCGUUGAAAAAUAUGUGCAAAGAAUUUAGAUUAUUUCUUCUAAGUGGCUCACUGCUGAUGUUCCUCAGUAGUCACGCCGCUGCGACCACUUCCGAGGAGAGUUUCGAGACGGUUCAUACAAGCAACGCGGCUGUCCUAAACCGCCUCGGACUGACGCCUCUUCAAAUACCCGAUGGGCAUCAUAAGAAGCGAUUAGCCGGCCCUGAACCGCCGGGACUCAGCUCGCAAACGCGCAUACAUCAGGCUUACAGCCGUCGUCACGGACACCGCGACAGCCACGUUUACAUCGUGAAGCUUCCGGCUAGUCCUCCAUACUACACCAUCACGAAGCCCCACAAAUCCGUCAACGACGACAAAGUGACCAAGACCGGACCGAGUUUUCCGGUAGGAUUCCAAGGAAAUGGCAAACCUGCCAAGAUUUAUCAUUGGAAUUUACCGGUCGUAAAGAAAAUGACGGAGAAGAAGCGCCUUCAGCUGAGUCAACUGAGGAUCGACCAGGCUAGAAAGAGGCUGGAGGACGUGAAGAAACCGCAGCAGACGCUGUCUACAAAAACCAUGCUGGAUAAGCUUUAUCAGCUCGACACAGCCAGCAAGAGCCACGAGUACCACGCCGCUGAUAACAAACUCCAUUCGCACCAAAAGCCGCCGGUGACGAAACACGUGAGAAAUAACGACAAGAGGCUGAGCUAUCCGAGCAACGACAACGACAAUGUUAAAUUCAAGACGAAGAAGAACGACAACAAGGCGUAUAGACUAGACGAUAUGAAUGUGCACAGGGUGCACCUGACCAACGAACUUCACGGCUCGAGGAACACCGUGCCGAAGAUGAAGAAGCACCGGAAAAAGGCUGCCAUGUCGUAUUACGCGCCAAUCGCCACCAAGUCGGGCACCACCAACAUCCACAAGAACUUCCCCGGAAACGGCAAGCCCAAGGCUUUCUACAUCAUGGAGAAGAGCCGCAAGCCGGUCUACUAUCAUCCCCUUCUACCUUAAUCCUCGAUUGUUUCGUGUACUUGUGCAUACUCGUGUAAUAUCUUAAGUGACUCGCGAGCCUGUUAGCUUAAGUAGAUGCGUACUACUCUGUUUGUACAGGAUCAGAGAUCGCCGUUCGAGUUGACAACGAUAAGAUGCGAAAAAGGAGAAGGAACGAGGGAGGAAGAAAAAGAGAGAAACGGAGACUUUCAUGCCUAUAGUCACUCUUAUUCGAGACAAUGCAUCCUGCAAACCGUUCCACUUCUGUUAAAUAUGCAUCGUUAUUAACUUUACUUACGAAAGACGUAACGAGAUAAGUAAAUGUUAGGAAUGCAAGUACAAGUUUUAUCGGUAACAGCUAACCCAUUCUCUCGCAUAUUUUAACGAUAUCACAUUUGGGCGGUCCGCACCACGGACUGCGAGAUCACGGACGACGUUAACAAUUGCAUUGCUGCAAUAACUGAACUGGUAUUUUAUUAACUAACAAGCGGAUAAGGAACUUGAGCAUAUCAUAUUUUCACAAAAGCGUUAUACCUACUAAUAUAAUACAGUAAUCAGUAUCCAUGUAGGCAACACCAAAAAUUUCCGCAAAAUGACAUCCACGCGUUUGUUUCUCUCUAAGAAUGUGUUAUUUUAAAAGACAUUUUUUUAAAUAUGUCAUUUAAAAGACGACUUUACUAAAAUGAACCUAUCGAAAAAGUAUGUGUCAAACAGUUUUAAAAUAAGACUGAAGCACCACCAGAAAAGAUUUUUAUCUGUCAAACGCUUUUCUCAGCAAUGCGAGUUUUGCGGGAGUUGCCCCGUCACUCUCGACUAAAAUAUCGACAUAUAUCUACAUCGCGUAAUGAAGAAAACUAAUUAGUUCCCGUCAGCAUUCUGAACAUGAAUUAAAUACAAGAUAAAUCUUGUUGCAAUUAGGAAAGUGCAAGGAGCAAUUAGAAUAAAGCAAUCAUAUUUUUACUAGCGAGGUGAUCGAAGUCUUCGAAAGUCUGACAUGUUUCUAGAAAUGUGUGCUGUGUCAAUUGAUUUUAUCGUAGAAAAAGGUAUAUAAAACUUAUGAGUGAAUACUUGAGAAAGUAUUCACUCGAGAAUAAAACGAAUUUGUUGCUUUGCUCGUGCGUUUGCGGAAACUUUGGGCAUUGCUGGCUUAAAGCGCGAUAGUAUUAUUGAGAUUACGACUGAAUGUUCCAUGUCUAUCCUGCAUUGGAUGGCUAUUCACCCUAUUUACACAUGAGAUAUAAGUAUUGAUUAAACUAUUACUAUGUGACAUUGAAAUUACAUAAUAUAUAUAUAUAUAUAACGUACGCUUCUCUUUAUCUCUUCGUCUGCUUUUUUAUUUAUGCAAGAUUUAAAGAAAAGCACAGAAAAUGCUAUAUAUUUUUACUGAGAUUAAUAUAAGGAUUUUACGUGACGUCGAUUUUCUACGGAAUACGCUAACAUCUCCUUAGCUCGAGCUUAAACUUACACGCAUUGGGGCUUCUCUUUCUCUUUUAACAAAUCUAAUCAAACGUAAGACUUUUUUCGGCUUAUGCCAAACUGUUUCUUCCCACCGAAAGACUGAGAUCGUCUAUGAUUCCAUACAAUCAAAUUUUCCAUUAUUGAAUUAACGUUGUAUAAUAUAUUUUUAUAAAUGUAAUAAACAUGCGGACACACUAUCGCAUCUCUACACACGCGCUCCUCGUGCGUGUGUAAUCACGUAAACAUGAUCGAUCCGCGAUCUAGUAUGUCAAAUACUCGAUCAAUGCAAAACGUUUCCAUAUAAUUAUAGGUAGAUUUUUCAUUAAGACUGGACAAUACGCAUGUUCUCAUACAUGUAAAUCUUUCCUCCUGCGCACAUUAACGUGGGAAUCUUUUUUACGUUAAAUAUAUUUUUAUUCUAGAUAUCGUAAGUGCGCUCGAUUAUAAUGAGGCAUCCAGUAUAAUGAAUAAAGAUAUUUAUAGCUCUUUGUACACAUUACUUCGAUAAGUACUUAAAAAUUCACAAAUCCCGCAUUUCUUACGUGCUCAUAGCCAACAUUAGCGAUGUUGAUCUUAAAGAGAAUAUUUGGCACCGUUAUUUUGAAAGAUUUUUGUCCCCUUUUGUGUGCGUAUCAUGAAGAGCUCUUUUCAAUUAUGUAGAUAUAAGCUUUCAAACUGCAAGAACAUUUUUAUUCGCGCUAACAAUAUUGUAUGAAUUGUAUAUAAUCGCAUUUUGAAGUCUCCUCCUUGAUUUCUUCUCCGUGAAAUUUCUUGGAUCGCCACGAUACAACCAUUUGUUUCUUCGUAAAGAGCUGCGAUAUUAACUUUGAUUCUAAUGAUCCAACAAACUACCUCUAUGAUCAGGCUCGGUUAAUGAAGUUACUAUCGAAUUGCGUU
Messenger RNA from Vollenhovia emeryi, 3896 nucleotides. RefSeq lists its product as uncharacterized. Bases 582 to 1562 code for a protein of 326 amino acids. Lineage: Eukaryota; Metazoa; Arthropoda; Insecta; Hymenoptera; Formicidae. The record is from RefSeq and is a predicted model, not a curated record. The transcript is spliced from 2 exons.